Molecule: messenger RNA, 1629 nt
Organism: Amborella trichopoda
Lineage: Eukaryota; Viridiplantae; Streptophyta; Magnoliopsida; Amborellales; Amborellaceae
Source: RefSeq, a predicted model, not a curated record
UAAAAAGGUGAAUCCAGUCUUUCCGCUCAAAGAAAGGGACUUUCCACGUCAUCUACUCCAAAUUUAAGCCCUAAACUCCUCGGUGCCUGAAACUAUAAACCCAAGAUUCAAUCGCUCGAAACGAUGGAAAACCCCUAAAUUUAGUAGUCCCGCUAAAUUUAGCGAAACACUAGGCUAGGUUAUCUGUAUCUAAAUUUCAAGCUACACCUAUGUCUUCCAAAUUUGGCUCAGCCCCCUUCUAAAACCCCCUUUUAAAGCUUCAAUCCUGUGCUUUCAUGGCGUUGGCCCUCUUUUGAAUCUCGAAACCCUCACCCUAAAACUCACCGGAAAGUUUUUCCGGCUGGAAAAUGAAGGCCUCCGUCAAGUUCAGAGAAGAUCAGAAGCCCCUGGUUCGAGGAAAGAUCCCCUUGAGCAUUCUAGGGUUUCCGUUCUCGUCUGGUUUUUCGGCGGGCGAUUCAAAGGAGCUCUCCCUCCAACUCGGCACGUCUAACUCGGCCGGUCCCGUGGUGAAGUUCGUCUAUAAACCGAACGAUUCAUGGAAGCCCUUUAGCUUAGUUAUGAGAACGGGGAUCGGAGCUUGGGGAUCGCCGAUUAAUUCGCCCAUGGCAAUGAGCGCCGAGUUGAAUCUUCUUACGAAUGGCGCCCCUUCCUUCUUUUUGCGGUUUAAUCCUCAGAUCGGCGAUUUUUUCAGCAAAACAUCGUCGAGGUCGCCUCUGGUUUUGAACUGCAACUACUCGCCGGAAUUCGCCCGGAAAAUGGUCGAGGACUCUUCUGGAAACCAAGAGACGCCCAAAGCUAACGGCUCCUACACGCUAGAUUCGCCGGAUUCUCUCCGGAAAGUGACUUUUCCGGCGAUUUUUCCGAUCAGCGAGUUGUUCUCUGGCGUGGAGCUUGGAGUGAGGAGCUCCCUUCCUUUGAGGAGAAACGCAGUGAUAAAUGUCAGGUGGGGUGUGAAGCUUCCAUCAAAUUUAAUGGAAAAUUCAUCGAUUGCUCUCAGAAACGUGCCCUGCAUAACUCUGAACAAGGUAGGGAUCGAGCAUGUAGAGAGGGAAGAAAAGAAGAAGGAAGAUGGUGAUCUCCGGGCCAAAAUUUCGCGGGAGUUUUUACCGGAAAACCAGAUUCGUGGGCUGGUUAUGCAGGAGCUCGAGGCUCUUAAGUUGGAGAAUAGGUCGUUGAAGAAGGCGGUGGAGGACAUUAGGGCUGAGGUGAUCGCUGGGAAACAUGGCAGUUUUGGCUGGAAAAUGGAUUCCGGCGGGUACAGAGAUGAGGGGAAGAAGGGCGCGAGGCAUUUUCAAGCGAAAAAGGCAUCGGAAAAUGGAGUUAUGGUCUCCGGAAAAUUGGGUGAGGAUGGUGUGGAGGAGGAGUUGAAGAAGGCCUUGAAGGGAGCUUCUAGGGUUUGAAAAUUCCGCAAAUUUUAGGGGUAUUCGUAAAUAGAGAAAAAUAUGUUUUUAGAAAUUUUUAUUUUUUGGGAAUAUAUGUGUCACACACAUUGCUAGUUUUUUUUGUUAGGGUUUUGAAUUACUUUGUUAGAUUUUGGAUUAGGGGCUUUUCAGCUUGCAUAAAGAACUGUGGUAAGUUUGUUUUGCAUUGUGGACAUGUAAAUAAGAUAAUAUAUGUUUUAUUCUCUUA